Messenger RNA from Helianthus annuus (common sunflower), 1829 nucleotides. Its product is annotated as arogenate dehydratase/prephenate dehydratase 1, chloroplastic. Gene Ontology annotation, biological process: L-phenylalanine biosynthetic process. The transcript is spliced from 11 exons. NCBI's taxonomy places the organism in Eukaryota, Viridiplantae, Streptophyta, Magnoliopsida, Asterales, Asteraceae. Gene Ontology annotation, cellular component: cytoplasm; chloroplast. The record is from RefSeq and is a predicted model, not a curated record. Bases 295 to 1524 code for a protein of 409 amino acids. Gene Ontology annotation, molecular function: arogenate dehydratase activity; prephenate dehydratase activity.
CUCUCUUUCCACACACACCUAACACCACCCCUCUUUCUUUCUUUCUGAGUGCGGGUCCAUGUUUUAUCUGCCACCGGCCACCCCCUCUCUCUCUCCUCUUUCUCUCUCUAUAUAUAAUAUCCACAUAUAUAUACACCUGUUGAAGCCAGUUGUAGGCUCCAGCUGAAGAGGGUAUUGCAGACAAAACCAUUGCACACAAAACUAUUGCCGAUAAUGUCGUUGAAACCGGCCUCAAGUUUCACCAAACAACCUCUGUGAAAAUGAGACUUCAAUUGCUAACAAUAAUAAUAAGAAAUGGGUUUAAAGGCUGUUCCCAUCUGGGUUUGUUUUAAUCACUCUCUUCCUCAAUUGGGUCUCUCUGAUUUCGUUCAAAACAAGAAAAAGAUCCAGCCUUUAAGUAGUUAUAGGGUUAAUCUUGCAAGUUUCAAGAAAUGGGAGUGUAAAGGUUUGAAAUUGGCCCAAAAUGAGGUCUCACAAAUCCCUGUUGAAGAUGAUGAGAAGCCUUUGAGUCCACCUGAUUUGGAGGGUGAAAGUUCUACAGAUGGGAAGAUUGAAGAGACCCAGAUCACUGAAUCCAAAGGGUUUCAUAGAGAUUUGAAUUCUUUACCAAAGCCCUUAUCGGCUACGGAUCUUGUCUCUUCUAGUAAUGACGGCUCAAAGGUCCGAGUUGCUUACCAGGGUAUUCCAGGUGCUUAUAGUGAGGCUGCAGCUCUUAAAGCAUACCCAAAAUGUGAAACAGUUCCAUGUGAAGAAUUUGAAUCUGUAUUCAAGGCAGUUGAAUUAUGGUUAGUGGAUAAAGCAGUGCUCCCGAUAGAGAACUCUGUAGGGGGAAGUAUUCAUAGAAAUUACGAUUUACUCCUUCGUCAUCGCCUGCACAUUGUUGGUGAAGUGCAGUUGAUUGUUAAUCACUGCCUCUUGGGUGUCCCCGGAGUAAGAAAAGAGGAGCUAAAGCGCGUUUUAAGCCACCCUCAGGCACUUGACCAAUGUGAGAUUGCAUUGAACAAAUUAGGUGUUGUCAGAGUUAAUGCUGAAGACACUGCUCUUGCAGCUCAGGUUGUAGCUUCUGAAGGCAUACGAGAGACCGGAGCAGUUGCAAGUUCUAGAGCUGCAGAAAUAUAUGGACUUGAUAUUCUAGCUCAAACGAUCCAGGAUGAUUUAGAUAACAUUACCCGUUUUCUAAUACUAGCAAGAGAACCUAUCAUUCCGGGAACGGACAAACCCCAUAAGACGAGUAUUGUCUUUACGUUAGAAGAAGGGCCGGGGGUGCUGUUUAAAGCAUUAGCCGUGUUCGCUCUAAGAGAGAUCAACUUAUCAAAGAUCGAGAGCCGGCCGCAAAGGAAACGUCCGCUCAGGAUUGUUGAUGACAGCAACAAGGGUAGCGCCAAAUACUUUGACUACCUAUUUUACAUUGACUUUGAAGCUUCGAUGGCGGAGCCUCGUGCCCAAUAUGCUCUAGGACAUCUACAGGAAUUUGCCAGGUUUCUUCGUGUUCUUGGCUGCUACCCGAUGGAUACGACUCUAUAGAUCAAAUCUAGCGCAAACUUUUCGUGUGCAGUGUGCCAGAUUUGUCAGUUAUAUUAUAAGAGAAAGAAACAAUCACCAAGGCUUUUGGCAAAUCGGAUGAACCCAACCUUUUCUUUUAUUCGUUUUUCUCUUGUCAUUUUCAUUUUCAGUGGUCGUUACACAGCAAAGUAAAUUUCAAUACCGAAACCGCCUUUUUAUUAUUAUUUUGUUUUGUGUAUUUGAGGAAGAGUAGUUAAAAAUCUCGUGCAUAGUUGUGACAAUGGAUUCUUUAAAUUACAAUGCAUUUUCUUCAUAAGUUUUAAAUA